Molecule: messenger RNA, 1803 nt
Organism: Glossina fuscipes
Lineage: Eukaryota; Metazoa; Arthropoda; Insecta; Diptera; Glossinidae
Gene: yellow-g2
Product: protein yellow
Exons: 2
Coding region: 40-1227 (395 amino acids)
Cellular component (GO): extracellular region
Source: RefSeq, a predicted model, not a curated record
CAUUUUAGUGCUAAACUUUUGAAAAUCAUAUCUCUUAUAAUGCGGCGGCAUAAAAAGUUUGCAUAUUCAAAGGUUUCUUUAAGUAUCUUAUUUAUCUGUAUUUGUGCUUGCGUACCUUUCGCUAAAGCGACCGAUGACGAUAAAUACGGUUUAUUUAUCAAUGAUAGAAUGUGCGAUGCCAAUGGCAGUGUUAUUCAAUGGACAGGAGGACAAUUUGAGUUUCCUUGUCCCUCAACAAAAUCAUUAUUUAAGAGUUCAGGCAAAUAUAUACCGAAAAAUGUUAUUGCUACUCGCGCUCAAAUUAUCGGCGAUAUCGCUUAUUUGGCUCUGCCACGCUAUCGACACGGGGUCCCUGCGACUUUGGUUAAAGCAAAUUUGCAACCGGGUAUUUGUUAUGUCAAUUUUGCGCCUUAUCCAUGCUGGAACAUGCAAGAGGAGGGAAAUUGUAAAGCUAUGCAAUCUGUGAUCGAUAUAGUGGUCGAUCAAAAUGAAGUCAUUUGGUUAUUGGAUACCGGAAUUGUGAACACUUUGGAAAUCCCAGUACGAAAAUGUUCACCCAAAGUGUGGGCUAUAUCAUCAAAAUCGUCAAAAGUCUUGAAAAUGAUCGAUUUAGACGGUCUAAGUACAAAUACCUCACGACUGCAAUAUUUAGCUGUAGAUUAUGCUCCCACUGGCGGUUGUUUUGUGUAUGUUAGUGACGCGGCUAAUCGAGCUAUUAUCAUCUUUAAUGUACAAGUGGAUCGAGGCUUUCGUGCCGUACUACCAAGAGCUGUUACAGCUGGAGGACGAAACCGUGAUGUCUUAUAUUUAGCAUUAAUACGUCAUAGUUGCGGUACUGCAGAGUUGUAUUUCACUUAUUUAAGCACAAAUCGCCUGUUUUCUAUUAAAGCGGAAUAUUUGCGAACUGGUGCGGCCGAUGGAAGGGUCUUGGAAGUAGGUAAAAAAUCGUCACGCAUGGUUAUUAUUGGUACGAAUAAUGGUAAUUCAAUAUUCUUCCGUAAUGAAGGCAGUGCCGAAGUCUAUCGUUGGGAUACUAAUACUACGUUUAAGGAGGACAACUUUAAGCCAGUUUACCGCAGCACAACGUGCCAGUUGGCAACACACGCUAUAUCCGAUUAUAGACACAAUACAAUGCGUAUCCUUCAAAGUAAUUUUCCAGAUUUUAUGCAAAAUCGUAUGGGUUGUGGUGCCACACAGCAAUUAGCAGUUAUGCGAGGUUGUUGGUAGAUUACAUAUGCGCACACAAAUAUAGAAUAAGAAAAAAAAUCGCUUCUGAUCGAAAGAAAAUUUCAUUUAAAAGAUCAUAAGAGCUUUAAAAACCAGCCACGAGACUAUAAUUGAAUUCAAUGAAUUAAAUUAAUUGAAAUAAAUGCAUUGAAUAAGUUCCAAAUAAAAACCAAAAAAAAAAAAAAAAAACGAAAAUAUUUUGGGAAAGAUAAUAGAAUAAUUCCGUUAUUCAAUAACUGAAGAUUUAAAACCAUUAUAUAAACUGGAAUGCUUUAAGCAAUAGAUUUUAUUUAACAUAUAUCUUAUAAAAUAGAAUCUCUUUCCAAAAAUGUUACCUUGACAUCUUUUUUAUUUACGUUAUACUUAAGGACAAGAUAUCUUUUACUUUAACAUAAACUAAUCAUAUAUAUGCACAUAACGUGGUCCUAUUUUCUGUGCUUUCCUCGAACUAUUUGGUAAAGACAACCCAAUUUAGUCCUAUCAAAAAGUAGCGAGUGAUGGAUCGGUAAAUAUUUUUUUUAUAUCUGAAUAUGUUAAUAUGUUUACUAGAAUUAGAAGAUUUUCUUAAACGCUCCC